Messenger RNA from Formica exsecta, 9055 nucleotides. RefSeq lists its product as uncharacterized. Bases 739 to 8187 code for a protein of 2482 amino acids. The record is from RefSeq and is a predicted model, not a curated record. The transcript has 12 exons. Gene Ontology annotation, molecular function: serine-type endopeptidase activity; protein binding. Gene Ontology annotation, biological process: proteolysis. NCBI's taxonomy places the organism in Eukaryota, Metazoa, Arthropoda, Insecta, Hymenoptera, Formicidae. Gene Ontology annotation, cellular component: plasma membrane.
UCGCGGGUUAAUAGUCAAUCAAGUGACUAUGUAUAUACCGUAGAUUUCUAAUAUUUGAAUGGUCCACAAAGUGAUAUUUGCAAAUCUGCUUCAUUGAAAGCGAACGAAAUUAAACCAUCGUCCUCGUCCUCCUUCUCUCUCGUGCUCGCCGUUUGAAUGGCGCUCAGUGAAAAUCCAUGAUGAUUCUUCCUAAUGGAAGAGUCUCGCGUGCACAUGCAGGUAUGACAGGUGUCUCUCUCUCGUUCGAGACUCUAUUCGCGAGAGCGCGCGCGAUCGAUCGGAUCGACGAUCGAUCUUCGUGACUAAGAAUUUCUAUGCGGCGGGGGAAAAAACUCACCGCACGUAGCAAACAGUUAUAAAAAUCAAUCGCGAAUAUACACAUACAUAUUGUACGUACACGAGCAUAUCGAGAGACUUCUCCCACUUUGAUCGCUCGCUCGCUCCCUUGGCCGGACAGCUUUCAUUUGAGUUUCUACCCGUGCACGUUAGACUUUCGACGAGGGUCUACGACUUCUCAAUAGACGUCCCGACGUACUUGGAAACGACAAUUCGUUCCACAGUGACCACGGGUUGGCUCGAACAUGGGACUAUUCAAGGUCAAGCUUGAUGCUUCUCGAUAGAUCAUCCGGCUAGCUCACAUAUCUGUUCUUACAAUCACGAAACGAGACGCAUGACAGACGACAUCAGGCGAGCGUUAUUAGGUGAGAGCUCAGUAGCUUCUGGCGACACAAUCGAGAGAUGUCGGAUGCCGCCGGCACGGACAAUCCGGCAUUCGCCAGCGAGGACGAAUGCGGUUCCAAGACGGAGAACGGCGGGCAGCAGCAAGUGACCUUGGAUCAGGAUCGCAAGUCCUCCUCGGCGGAUUGCGCGCCGGUAGAAAAUGGCCAGCGAUCCUUCAUCUCUCAGCACUAUGUUGAGCCCGUCAAAACGAGCUCGGAGCCGUGUUAUAAAACGGAGACGAAGAUCGAGUUGCCGGCCGAGAACACGGAGAAAAGCGUACCGGAGCCAAAGCUCAAUGGCGUCCACGGAAAUGGGAAUAACAACGACGCCAGUUUCCUCAACAACAGCACUACGAGCAUGCAGGUCAACGAAUCUGGAAAGAAGGAACAGAUCGAGGCCGUAAACUUGGAACUGGUCUCGAUGAGGCCAUACACGGGUAACAAUAUCCAAACGAAAGGUCAGGAAGCCUGCGAGGUACCAGCUGAUCCUUAUGAGGAGUACUUUGUGCCGGUUAACGAGCAUCGAAAGUACAUCAGAGGCGAAAAGCUUUACGUCACGAAGGACAAAAGGUCCAGAAACUCGUACUGGAAACAAUUACUCUGCGGAUUCACAAUAUUGGUCGUGGUGAUCGCCAUGAUUAUCAUUGUUUUGGCCGCAACUGGUGUGAUCUUUGCACAAGAGCCCACGGAACCCUUGGAAAAUGUGAAAGAUCCGCCGUCAAGUCCAGCAUUUUUAACCUCGACUUUCCCACCGUGGCCUACGACUGACGAAACGCUGUAUCAAAUUAUACCGGAUGCUCUAGAUGGAACCCUGCGACUGGACGAUUUCAAUUGGAGCAACGAUUUUAGCGAUACCAAGUCACGAGUGUAUCGUGAAAUAACCGCUGAGAUAGGAGAGCAUCUAGGAAACAUUCUUCAACGGGAAAACAACAAGCCCAUAAUUAAAGUGUAUAAUAUUAAUAAUGAAGGUGAAAUAAAAUUCAGAAUAAGUCAUCCACCUAUGGAUACUCCUGAGGAGAAUCAAGAAUAUAUCAAAGAGGCAUUACGAAAAAACAAUAAUAUGAUUGGACGAUAUCAUUUGAGCAGACUUCAAGUAGAAAAUCUUAUUGAUCAGUGUGAACACGGCAAUCUCCAGUGCGCCAAAAGUUGUAAAUACGAUUAUUCCAUGGGUAUAUUUAUGUGUACCUGCAGUCCAGAAAAGAUACUAGAUCAGGAUGGUAAAACUUGUGUGGAUAACGACUUGAGUAACGUCGAAAUGGACGAUGUAAUGCCACAAUCCAGCACGGAGGCAAUUCAUGAUUUUGUUCAAGGUAGAAGCAGAGAUCCAAACACGGCACAGUUCGAAAUCAGACAUUCCAAUAUGUGGGAAAAUCCGGAUCCCAAAACAGGAUCAAUAGAAACGGAAACAUCUACAUCAGAACCUAAAAUGGAAGCCGAUCAUCCACAACUUGAGCAAAAAUCGGAAAUAAUACAUCCAUUCGAAUCUACACCGACAACAAAACGCAUUUUCGAGAAUCACGAACAUUCGUAUCAUUCGAUGGAAACCAUUUUUGGAGAGCCUGCUGUUGAGCCAGAAUCUACAGCUGAACCAGAACCUACAGCUGAACCAGAGCCUAUAGCUGAACCAGAGCCUACAGCUGAACCAGAGCCUACAGCUAAACCAGAGCCUACAGCUGAACCCACUGCCGAGCCAGAGCCUGCUGCUGAAACAGAACCUACUGUUAAAUUAAUUGUUCCACCAGAAUCCACUCAAUCAGAAUUGAACGUUGAAUCAGAGCCUACACAAGAACCUGUAUCAGAAUUUUCUGCAAAACCAGAAAUUGUUUCUAAAAUCGAAUCUAUUACUGAAGCAGAAUCUAUCACUGAAAAAGAAACUGUUACGGAACCAAUAUCUGUCACAGAAUCAGCAACAACUAUCGAUAAAGCAGACGAUGACGUAAUAUCGAAAACAGAAUCACAUUAUCUGAUAUCAACAGAAUCACAUUUGGAGUCAAAUAUUGAAAUAUCUAAUCAGCCGGAAUCUAUUAUUAAAUCAAUGUCUCAUGAUGAUGCCGAAUCUACACAAAUAUCACUUUUAGAGGAUGCGAAUACAACUAAUGUACCUAAAUCUCUUGCAGAUUUAUUACAUGAAAAUAACAAUUCCGAAAUUGAUAAAGCUUUAAUUACAACUAUGAAGACUAAUGAAAAUCCGAUAGAUGAUAAUAUAUCCUUGCAAGUAAUACCUUUAAUAUCCAAAAAUAAAUCUAUAGAUACAAACGGUGAUGUGGAAAUUAAAAUGGAAUCAACAACAAUGCAAUCUUACAACAAUGAAGACGAUAAAAUUAAUGAAAGUACAACUAUUGAAGCAAGUUUUACUACUUUAAAUUAUGAAAAUUUAGAACAGAAUAAUGAUGAAAAUAUUAUAUCAAAUAAGUCUCGGAAUCAUGAUAAUUCAAAUACAGAACAAUUUACGCAAAGUUCUGACCUUCAGGAAGAAAAAGAAAAUGGCUCUACUACAGAAAUAAAUUUGAGCGAUGACUUUACGAUUAGUAAAGAACUCGAUUCAACUACUGUGGCAACUACUGUGUCAACUAUGUCAGUGGAAAACAGAACAGAAUUAAUAAUGAAAACCACGCUUAAUGAUAAAUAUUUUCAUACAAUAGAAAUAAAUGGCAUAAGUAAUAAAAAUCAAGAAACAUAUAAUAAUUCUAAAGUAUAUGAGACGACCAUGAUACCGGAAACUACUUAUACUGACAUGUCCACUCAACCGAUAUCUGAUUAUCAAAAAGAACACGUAUUCGAACACGCGUUACAAUCUAAUACGCAAGAUUCGAAUGAGAAAAAUGUCAUCGAACAUAUGCCGACAACAGUCUUUCCUAAAGUACCGAAAAAUUUUGCCCACAACGUCGAGCCACUGAAAGAACUUAUCACGAAACCGCCAGACGACGAGCACAUCAUGCUGAUACCGAAAUCCGAGGAACCUGUAGAGAUACACGCGAUAAUUCCACAACUCAUUCCGGAACAAAGUCAAUCCACACAAAAUGAAUCUCUGAAAGCAGAAAACUCGACAGAAAUAAAUAACGGAGUCGCGAUUAACGAAGACGAUUUGAAUACAAAAAAAUCUGUAGAAGAUGUAUUCUCGAUCGACUCAUCUACAAUGCGUAAUGACAAAAAUAUCGUUCAUACGGGUAAUAAUGGAUAUACGAUUUAUUCUGACGAGGUUCAACAUUCAACGAACCAUCCUCUUCACCCGGCGAUACUACCAGAAAAUUCGAUAAAUCAUUUCGCGGGAAAAUCUGACGCAAAUGAUGAUCGACACGUGGAGGAUAUGUCACCCUUCUUGCCGGAUAUCCAUAAGGAGAAAGAAAACGCGAGAAAAGCACCGCGGUUGGAUAAAGAUGAACAGGACGUUCCUAAUCCUUUCGAAACUCAUAUCGAUGACGUUAUAACACAUCGGCCAUUAAUACAAAUUAAUGCGGAUGACGUAAAACAUAAAUUGAAUGAAACUGAAACUAAAGAUUUAUUAAACGACGUUAAUUUAUAUUUGGUAAACAAUGAAAGAAAAACAGAUAUCACAGAGGAAACUACAAAAAUCAUUGAAACAAACGCAGCAAAUGACAUUAAAAACAUUAUAAAGAAUGAUUUAAAUACGAGCGAGAUUGUGAACGAUACAGAAUCUAAAAUUCAUAACAUAUUGCAUCAAGAUAAUAAUUUUGCGAAAUCAAAUAACAUAACGGAAGAUGCUGUAAAUCAGAAAAAUAGCAAUUCCUCCGUUAUAGAAGAGGAUGAUGAUAAAGCAUUGAAAGCGAUAGCAUCGGUUAUAGAAGAUGAAACAAUAGAUUCAUUUUUCCAAACUGCAAUGCAAUCCACAGAUAAUAAAACAGAAUCUAUUAAAGAUGCUACUAUUACUGCCGAAAAGAAAGUAGAAGAUCUUGGAGAUUCCGUGAUAGAAAGUGGUACGACCAGUUUAGAAAAACCAGAAGAGAAUGCUGUAGAAGAUCAAUACAAUGACAUUACGGAUGAAAGUUUGUCAAAGAGGUAUCGACACGAUAAUACUCGUAAAGACAUUCCGAUUAAAGUUGUGGAGGGAUCCAAGAAAGUGAUUUUGAAUAAUAUUGAUCCUAUAAUUUCUUACAAUCGCGUGCCUUCAUCAACAACCACAUCCGACAUUGUAAAGGAAAAAAAUGAAACAAACAUGAGCGCGACACAAAGUUUAUUAAAUACAACAGUUAAAGGCGUUUUGGAAAAACAGAUGGAAGAUGCCAAAUUGACUACUCAAGAACCUGUGUUACCUAUGGAAAUCCAACAGGAAAUGUCGACAACAAUAACGACCGAUAAAAUUGAGAUUACCACUGUGAUCGAUAACGAUAAACGAGAGGAAAAUAAUAGAGAACAACUGAACAUUGUUCGCCAAUCCGAUGAAAAAGAAGCUGAUAAAAUAGCGCAAAUUACAACGACGCAAUCUACGCUAGAAACGAAGACCACAGCUCAAGUACCUAUCUUGCCCGAAGAACUGCAAACGACAGAGAAUGACAUAUUAAUGACAACGUCAAUGGUACCGAAUGAAGAGAAGGAAAUGAAUCAAGAAACUAUCGACAAAACAAAGCCACGAAUUUCCACGGAGAAUAUCAUGGAUGAAACAAAAAGAAAUAUAACUGACGAGAAAGAAAACGUUAACAGCGUCGAAAUAAACAGUACAUCGUCCGAAAGAAGCAUGAUAGCGACGACGAUGUACGAGAAUAAUGUGAGUGUAGAAUCCGGCCGGGAAAUUGGACUUGAUAAAAAUAUUAAUGAUUCGGAUAGAACUAUGGAGAACUCGACGGAAAGCGCGAAGAUUGAGACUACUCUUAUGAUGUCUGCGACAGAAAAGAAUGUCUUAAAUGGCAUAGAAGGAACUUCGUCUAACGAUGUCACUACUACAGAAGAUGUCAGACCGGUCACGGAAAUGUUGGAUGACACGCAGCCUGAAACAGAAUCGUACAGAAUAUUCAUCACAACACCGAGACCGAUAUCGAUCGAGCCGGAACUUUCCGAAGAGGCACUCCGAGUGAUACCGUUGGAGAAAAGUCAAGAAAGCAAGAAAAAAAUAGCCGACAAAAAGGGGUUCGACAAAUACAAGUAUAAAAAAGAGAAAGACCUGAGCUUGGAAGAACACAAUGAAAAUAAUGCGUCAUCAAAUAAUCCGUUUUCUCAAACGGAACCAUCGAGAAUAAUAACCAAAAAUUACGAGGAACCGAACGAUAGUAUAGUGAGCUCUGACUUAGAUCCAAGCAUAUCUCGAUUUAAUUUAUUUGAUAGAGAAGGUAACGUUUUGCCGAUAUUAUCGAAGAAUACGGGAAACAUCGACGAAAGCAGCAGUAUCGAAAAUAAGGGAGUAAUAACGGAAACAAAACCUAAGAAUUAUCCCAGCUUUAUACCCGUGUCGGAAGAGAUAAUAGAGCCGGUACCAGUCACAGAACCGUACAUAGUCAAAACGCGAAAUUAUACUCGUCCUUCGAUCGUAUCGAGCACUUUCGAAACAGAAGAGAGUACGGCUGUGAACGAGACGGCAAUCGAAGGUCGUACAAACGACCCAGAAACGGAUCUCUCUCACACCCACGUGAGAGCGAACGAAACGACUAGACAACCUGUCACUUUCCUCUCGGAUCAAUCGUUCGGCGACGCCGAGGAAAUAGAUCAUGUUACGAAACAGCUGUCCACGAUCCGGUUGACCGUUGGUCCAACCACGCCAAUGGACAUGGAUGUCGAGAGCGCUACUACCGUUGCCACCACCAGCUUCUCGGGAUUUGCAUCUAAUGCAAUCCUCUCGAAAUGCAUCACCGACCAAUUUCAAUGUGCCAACGGCACGUCCAGAGACGGUGCAUACUGCGUUUCAUUAUCCGCCAAAUGCGACUCCAAGAAUGACUGUUCCGAUGGCUCGGACGAAUUAAAUUGCGAAGAUUGCUCGGGUAACUUCCGCUGUGCCAGCGGACAGUGCCUGAAGAGGCACUUUGUAUGCAACAAGAUCGUGGACUGCGAUGAUGGCAGCGACGAGCGCGAUUGCGAAAAUUGGAAAUGCCAAUCUGAUGAAUUCAGAUGUCCAAGCGGGAGAUGCAUUCCGGCAUCAUGGCAAUGUAACGGUCGACCUGAUUGCGAAGAAUAUCGAGAUGAAUACAAUUGCAGCGAAAGCUGCAAAGAUAAUCAGUAUUUAUGUCCAACGGAGAAGUGGUGCAUCCCACAAACGUGGCGUUGCAACGGAAUUGCCGAAUGCAUAAACGAAGAAGACGAAAAGCUGUGCGAUUGCGGUCUAGAUCAAUUCGAAUGUCAAACCGGUGGAUGCAUUUCCUCGAUCCAAAGAUGCGAUGGCGUUAAAAAUUGUCCGGAUUAUUCAGACGAAUGGGGUUGUCUAAUUACCAAUAUCACUGCGGAAACGAAUAUUAAUACCGAAAAUAAUAUGGCGAGCGAACCGAGUGAUCGCAUGUCACUGUUGAAGAUAAGACAAUAUGACAACGAUUAUCGACUAGUCUGUUCGGAUGGAUGGAGCGAAGAAUUUAGCGAUUCCUAUUGUCGGACUUUGGGCUUCGCCGGAGCCGAGACAACUAAGAAUGUUCGACUGUCUGCGGAAAAAGAUCGGAGCGAGAAAAUUCUAAGACUGAAAACGAAUCCAAAUCACCGUCUGCCGCUAGUCACGAAUCUAGAGCAAGUAGAAUUUUGCGUGUCGGAUAAAGUUGUGCAAGUGUCGUGCCAAGAAUUUUCGUGCGGUCUGCACGAUGCUGAAGGAUCGUCCGCGAGAUUAUCUGGUGGGACGCCAGCCAACGAUGGACAAUGGCCCAGCGUGGCUCUAUUGAAGGAGCUAAAACACGGGACCGCUUGUACAGCCAGCAUACUCGGUCCCAUGCACGCUCUGGCCAGUUAUUCUUGUAUUUACAGAUACAAGGAUAACAAUAGAUGGCAAUUUUUCGCCGGUGGAGAUAUGCUAAAGGGACAAUUUGUUAAAAAUAUCGUGCCCUAUCCUCAAGUAAAAUAUAAUCAGUUCCUGUACAAUAAUGAUAUCGCCCUGAUCGAAUUAGAGGAACCGUUAGUGUUUUCCCGAAACAUUAGCGCCGUAUGUCUUCCCAGACAGCCUAUCCAGAGACAGAUUUGCGUAACAGCAGGAUGGGGAUUUUCUAUGAACGGGGAAAUAGAUUUACAACAAUAUCUCAAAUUCUUGUCUCUUCCAACGUAUGAUUUCGAUAAAUGUAAUGCCACGAGCCAUUAUCCAGGAUUUAUCACGGAACACAAUAUAUGCGCAGGAUUGACCGAUACGGAUAAAGGCCCUUGUUAUAAUGACGAAGGAGCGCCACUAAUGUGUGCCAGUGAAUCACAGGGUAUACCGGAAAGAUGGGAAAUACAGGGCUUACUAAGUUAUCAUAGCAGAUGUUCAAGAGAUCAUCCAGCAAUUUUCUCGAGCUUAGAGCCAGCGCUCUCGUGGUUACGCGAAUCAGUGCCAGCUUUGCAAACGCAAAGCUAAAUGAUUAUUAUAUCGCUUUUUCGAGAUAUAUGAGAAGCUGUUAUUCAUGAUAUUGUACACUAAAAGAGAACGGCAAUUUUAAUAAGCAAAAAAAAAAUCGUCGUUACAAAGAUUGUACAGAAGAAAAAUUUGGGUUAAACUUUCUUUUUAUGCUCAAAAAUCAUACAUUUAAUUAAAUUCACGUUCUUCUUUUUUUCUAAUUUUUAUGUUCCUACUUUUUUUAAUAGUUCUCAAAUUUUUUCUGCCCCCCAUAAAAAUUUAACGAUAGAAUAAAUAUAAACACUUAAAUUCUGUACGACAAAAAUUAUAACAAAACAUAUGUAAAGAAAAUGAAGGAUAACAAAAUUAUAAACUGAUUUAUAAUUAAGGAAAUAUUAUGUAAAUAUUGUAUAAAGUAAUUGUUUAUUAUGGAUAAUGUGGUAUAAGAGUUUAUUAGUAAAAUGGGUCUCUUAAAUUUACAUUUUUUGUAAGUAAAAUUCCUAUCUAUUACUAUAUAUACAUGAAAUUAAUUAUUACCUAAUCAAGCUAAAAAUUUAAAAUUUUUUGUGAUGUCUCGAAUAUUUCCAAAAUGUACUUUUGUAUAUUGAUUUAAAAUAAUUAUUUAACACAAGAGACACCGAUACAUAUACGAUACAUGGCCGAUUAUAUACGAAUCAAUAGUUUGUCUCAGAGAUCCUAAAUAAGGAUUUCUGAAAUGAACAACAGAUAGAAUUAAGCAGUAGAUAGGAUAACUGUAUAUAUAAUAUAUAACUAUUUUAAUAAAAUACAUUGUUAUAGAAAUUACAGUAUGUUCAUAUAUGCAUAGUCAUUGCAAAAUGCGUAUUUUUAUAUUUCAAGUAAAAAUGAUAAAUAAAACAUAUUUUAAACA